This is a messenger RNA of Fusarium musae, 1851 nucleotides long. RefSeq lists its product as uncharacterized. The transcript has 6 exons. Lineage: Eukaryota; Fungi; Ascomycota; Sordariomycetes; Hypocreales; Nectriaceae. The record is from RefSeq and is a predicted model, not a curated record. Bases 1 to 1851 code for a protein of 616 amino acids. Gene Ontology annotation, molecular function: oxidoreductase activity.
AUGAGCAAUCCAACUUUGGACCAGCUCGAAGAUGCCCAUAAGAAGGGUAUUGUACUUGGCCUUGCUGGCUUCGGUGUAGGACAGCGCCUUGACAUCGAUGUCAUGCUGACCGAGCAGCCUGAUACCUUCAAUCUUUAUCUUAUCGCCUUGAUGGAACUCGAAGGGAUGAAGGAUCUGCCUUGGCCGACUCCCGAAGGCUUUUCCUUCCAAACCAUCUUCCGUCAGGUUGCCAAUGUUGCCAAACGAUUUUCCGAGUCGAACAUCCCGGAUGAACAGAAGAAGAAGUAUCUCGAUGCUGCUAAGCAAUUUCGUCUUCCGUACUGGGACUACUAUCGCCCCCGAGCAUACACCAAGCCGACCUUCCCAGGUAUCACCAACCCCAACGACGGCACCACAACAGGGCCAUUGGACUGGGGUGCUCCGCAGAUCUUCACACUACCCGAGGUCAUGGUCAGGCGUCUCCCAGAUAACAAACUCAUUCCCAUGGCAAACCCCUUCUUCCAGUUUGCGUUCAGCCCUGAACAACUCAACAAGAUAAAGCUUGACCAGGACCCGAAGAAAAGAAUUCCGACAGAAUUAGAGAACAAAUUACAGACAAUCCGGCAUGGAGGGUCCGAUGCAGACGCUACGGCAAGCCUCAAUGAUGACCUGAAUCAAGAACGCGAAAACCGGAUUCGCCUCUGCCUCGCCUUGAUCGAAGACGAGGUUUACAGAAACUUCAGAACGUUUUGUACCAACGCGGUCUUUCCUAAGCCCAAUGAGGAACCAAAAGCAACACUUGAAAGACCUUCUGGCUCCAUCGAAGAUCUCCACAAUUCUUAUCAUAUGAUAAUCGGUGGUGAUACAGGACAUAUGAACGAUCCCUCAACGGCGGCUUUCGACCCGAUCUUCUGGAUGCAUCACGCCCAAAUUGACAGACUGUUCGCGAUCUGGCAGGCUGCCAACGGUGAUGAGCACUGGUUCAAUGAGCUCCGAAAGGAGGACCAAGGAAAGGGCACGCUCAACCUGAUGCCGUUCCGCAAGUCGAUUUCGGAGAACAAGGCAAAGACUUACUGGAACUCCGACAUGUCCAGGAGGACUACAGACUUUGGCUACACGUAUCCGGACUUGGCGGGUGGUCAGACAGGAGAUACGGUUCGUAAGGAGUUCAGGGAAAAGUAUGAAUGGAGCCGACGUACUACCGCUAGGCCUGUGUUCGGCACACCACCCGAUAACAUGAAGCCUAUACAGGUCGGCAAGGCCCAGGUCUUCCAGUACACUUCUGACACCUCGUCUGGAGAUCUCUUGAAGCAUCCCGGUGUGCCCAUGCAAGAGAUGCAGCAACAGACUGUGAUGGCCGCCAUGUCAUCCAGCCCGCAGUAUGCAGAUGAUUGGUAUAUCGACGUUGUCGUCGAGAGAAUGCUCGCUAAUGGGUCUUACACCAUCUACUACAUCAUCGGUGACGUUGAAGGACAGACCGGCCAGGAGUGGUCGCGUCUCCCUGGCUUUGCGGGAUUGUCCCAUAUCUUAGCUGCCCCUGCCAGCGUCUGCGAGAACUGUGCCAGUCAGGAAGAGCAAGCGCAGCUUGUCACCAGUACAACUGCGAUCACUUCGCUGCUUCUCGACUACGUCCAGAUCGGAAAGCUGGAAAACAUGGAAGAAGACAGCGUUAAGAAGUUCCUUAUCAACAACUUGAAGUGGCGAGCCCAGACUAUAGCUGGUGAGGUCCUUAACCCCAGGGAUAUGGACAGGAACCACACUUUCAACCUCAGCAUUAGUCGCAAGCGAACUCCAGUGCCACGCAGCGCAGGUGAUGUGCAGUAUGAUACUUACCCUGAGGUCAUCGAGGCUAUUAUCCGGAAUUCUUCUUAG